This is a messenger RNA of Apodemus sylvaticus (European woodmouse), 1793 nucleotides long. RefSeq names its product NADPH oxidase organizer 1 (gene Noxo1). Gene Ontology annotation, biological process: superoxide anion generation. NCBI's taxonomy places the organism in Eukaryota, Metazoa, Chordata, Mammalia, Rodentia, Muridae. The coding region runs from base 421 to 1497 and encodes 358 amino acids. The record is from RefSeq and is a predicted model, not a curated record. Gene Ontology annotation, molecular function: superoxide-generating NADPH oxidase activator activity; phosphatidylinositol binding; protein binding. The transcript is spliced from 9 exons.
GAGCCGGGGGCCCCGGCCGGGGAGGCACAGGUGGCUGCGGCUCGGGCUCUGCGGGUGCUCUUGCGCCUGGUUGCCCGCCGCGAGCCCGGCGUGCGUGGUCCAUGGUGGGGUUCAGGCUUCCUCCAGAAGAAGUGAAGUGUGUCGUGGAAGGCGCGCUGCGGCUGUGCUGAGAUCUUGGGCUGAGAUGAGUUCCGAGAUGCUUCUCGCAUCACCCCCAUCGCUUGGCUCAGACCCUUACCAGCGGCAAAAUUUGGGGUCUUGCAUGCCUUACGACGUGCCCACCUACACGCUUCUUGGUGCCUUGGCAACGCGCGACGGGGCGUGGCCUCACAGAGACCUGACAGUACUAGUGGCCAGAGGCGACCUGUACCCUGAUGCUCAGAGCUCCUUCGAGCACCCUGCGUGAGGUCAUCCAUAGGCAUGGCAAGUCCGAGACACCCAGUAUCAGCCCGUGCUGUAGCCCUGGUGCAGAUGGACCGACUCCAGACGUUUGCUUUCUCCGUGUGCUGGUCAGACAACAGUGACACGUUUGCUCGCAGGAGCUGGGAUGAGUUUAGGCAGCUCCAGAGACUGACACAUGCUUCUCCCCAUCAGAAGACCCUUAAGAAAACCUUCCCAGUGGAGGCAGGCCUGCUCCGGAAAUCUGAACGAGUUCUUCCCAAGCUUCCUGAUUCUCCAUUGUUGACACGUCGCGGGCACACUGGCCGAGGCCUGGUACGUUUGCGGCUGCUGGACACCUAUGUACGGGCAUUGCUGGCAACCUCAGAGCACAUAUUGAGGAGCUCAGCACUCAGUGGCUUCUUUGCACCCAAACCUCUGGAUCUGGAGCCCAUGCUGCCUCCUGGCAGCCUGGUGAUCCUGCCCACACCAGAGGAGCCCUUAUGCCAGCCCACAGGCAGCCUUACCAUUCACAGCCUGGAGGCUCAGAGCAUGCACUGUGUGCAGCCUUUCCACACUCUUGACACAAGAGACAGACCUUUCCACACUCAGGCCCAAGAAAUCCUGGACGUAUUACUACGACAUCCUUCAGGCUGGUGGCUGGUGGAGAACAAGGAUCAGCAGACAGCCUGGUUUCCAGCUCCCUACCUGGAGGAGGUAGCAACAGGCCUAGGCCAGGAGUCAGGCCUGGCUUUGCAAGGAAGUGGGAGGCAGCUCUGUGCUACCCAGGCCUAUGAGGGCAGUCGCCCUGACGAGCUAACGGUGCCCUCAGGGGCACGUGUAAGUGUGCUGGAAACCUCAGACCGAGGCUGGUGGCUAUGCAGGUAUAAUGGCCGGACAGGCCUGCUGCCCUCAGUGUUGCUGCAACCUGAAGGGCUGGGCUCCCUCCUGAGCAGGUCAGGGCUCCCAGACAGUGGUGGGGCAGACAAGGUGGCCGAGGACAGGACCGUUCCCCCUGCAGUACCGACUCGCCCCUGUAUUAGUGCCAUCCAGGGCCGAUGCUGCUCUGUAACUCGCAGGGCACUGGGACAGGAACAAGGGACCCGGGUUCCCCCUUGAGGAUUGUAUUGCCCCGCAGAAAGACUGUACUGUCAAAGGCAAACUCUGGCAAAGCAGGGUCCUGGACCUCACCAAGGAAGCAGGGUGAGGGUGGGGCUCUAUGGCUGGCAGGACCAACUUUCUAUCGCCUCUAAAUAAAACUGCCAUGGGCUGGUGAGAUGGCUUAGUGGGUAAGAGCACUGACUUCUCUUCUGAAGGUCCUGAGUUCAAGUCCCAGCAACCACAUGGUGGCUCACAAUCAUCUGUAAUGAGUUCUGAUGCCCUUUUCUGAUGUGUCUAUAGACAGUUACAGUGUA